Salmo salar (Atlantic salmon) is the source of this 8249-nucleotide messenger RNA. It is a transcript of the gene numa1, whose product is annotated as nuclear mitotic apparatus protein 1. The record is from RefSeq and is a predicted model, not a curated record. Gene Ontology annotation, cellular component: centrosome; spindle microtubule; spindle pole. Gene Ontology annotation, biological process: establishment of mitotic spindle orientation. Gene Ontology annotation, molecular function: microtubule binding. NCBI's taxonomy places the organism in Eukaryota, Metazoa, Chordata, Actinopteri, Salmoniformes, Salmonidae.
ACCAGCGCCGAAAUUUGAAAGAGUUUACUUCUUAGCACUUCGAAAGUAGACCUGGUGUUCGAAACACAAAGUUAUUUUGGUAAACGGGUGCUACCUAGAUUUUGGUAUUUUCGAGACGGAAUUGAUAAAUGUUUUCUACAUAUACCUAGCUAAUUGCAAAGUGAGCAGCAAAGAUGGUGCUUCACCUUGAUAAAGAGCAUGCACUUUUGGAAUGGGUUAACCACCUGAAUGUGGACCUCCCGGUGCGGAGCAUCAACGAUUUACAGGAUGGUGUUUUGUUGAUGAAGCUCGUCUAUAAACUGAGAAAGGAAGAGCCCGCUAAUUCAUAUUUGGACCAGCAUGUCCAGGAGAGGCUGAAAGUGGUCUCUGACUUCCUGCAAGGUGACUGCAGGUGCAGCACAGAACGGGGAGCUCUCAUCUCCUGGGACAACAUCAGCAAUGGACUAAACCUGGAGGUGGAGUUAUCCAAGGUGCUUGUGCUCCUGUACUACCAUAGUGUGAUCAACAACCAUGUUGACCUGAACCAACUGGAAUACAAGUUUGAGGUUGAGCUUGCCUCCAUGCUCCGCUUUGUUUUGGACAAUGAGAAUAGCCUCUACUUGAGUGAGAACUUGGAGAAAUAUCUAAGGAAGAAGCCCCUGUUUAGUUUCAACAGUGACAUCUCCAGUACCUCCUCAUCCUCCUUGUUCAACGAUGAUGAGUCCCCAGUCUUCCAGCGGAGAAAGAAGAUGGGUUCAGUUCAGUUUCUGGACCUACAAACUGUUGCGUCCUCGUCUGUCAGUUCUCCCCUGCAGGAUGUGAUGAACACUCCUCAGUUCCAGCUGAAGAAGCUGCAGAGGCAGCUGCGUCAGGAGAGAGACAUGAGGGAUGAGCUGGAGAAAGACCUGACCACCAGCGCCACCACCCUCACCCAGAGAGAGAGUCAGAUCUGUCAGUUGCAGCACCGUAUUGAGAAGCUGCUGAGGGAGCAGGCGGAGCAGGAGCAGGAGCCCCGGGAUGAGCUACAAGAACUGCACAGCAAGAACGAGGGGCUGCGGACCCGUCUCCAUGAGGUGCUGAAGGAGUGCCAAGCGUUAAAGACUAACUCAUCUCAGAUGGAGCGGAAGGUGGAUAGCCUGACAGAGGAGAAUGGCACCCUUUCUGCCCAGAUGCGUGAAGUGGUCGCUCGGUUGGCGAGUGCUGAGGCUGAGGUGGACAGGCUGAUUGAGGCCCAGGACUCUGCUCAGGGGGAGUGGAGCAGCAGACACUGCCACCUUCAGGAUGAACUCAACCGGGCCACCGCUCAGAAGGAGUGUCUGAGUGAACAGAUGCUGAUCCUGCAGAGCAAGAUCUCCUCUCUAGAGGACGAGCUGAGUAAAGCCAAGAUGCAGGAAAAAGGAGAGGUCAUGGGCCCUAUCUUGGAGUGGGAGCAGCUGAAACAGGAGCUGGCUGAUGCCACCCUCAGGCACGCAGAGUGUGAGUGCACCAUCGCCCGUCUGAAGGGGGAGAAGGAGCAGGCUGCUGCCCUGCAUGCCCAGGAGAGGGCCUCGCUACAGGCAGAGAGCCAGAGACUGCAGGUCCUGGUGACUGAGCUCCAGGAAGCCCUGAGUGCUCUGCGGGCUGACAGAGAGGCUCUGGAGCUGGCCUCCAAGGAGGAGAGAGAGUCCCUGACUGCCCAGCUCCACACCCUGACCGCUGAGGUGGCCAGCCUUACCCAGACUGUACAACAAAGGGAGCAGGAGGUGAAGGCGCUGGGGGAGGAGGUGCAGCAGGAGUGCAUGCAGAGAGGGGAGCUGAACCUGGCUAUGGAGCGGCAGGACAGGGAGGCCAGAGAGGAGAUCCAGGAGCUGACCAGCCACGUGGACACCAUGGGUGCCUCACUGAGGAGGGCUGAGGAGGAGGUGCAGGUCAGGGAGAAGCAACUUACCAAGCAGCAGCAGGAGAGUGCUCUACAGAGGGAGGUCCUACAGGAGGAGAUGGCUGCAUCUGAGAAGGCGUUAAAAGAGCUGAAGAAGCAGGAAGAGGCCGUUAGAGAGGAGGCCACUCGACUGCACCAGGAGAUCACUACACAUGUUACGGACCUCUGCAGCCUGAGGCAGGAGCACACUGCUCUGCAGGAGCAAUUGGCUAGGCAGCAAGAGGAGAUCUCCCUAGAAAAGGAGGCGCAGGCCGCAGCCCACAGGGAGAAGGAAGCGGUGGAGGCGGAGCUCUCUCGACUCCAGGAGGAGGUGAGGAGCCUGGGGGAACAGAUGGCCCAGCUGGAGGAGGCUCAGAGGGAGAAGGAGCGUCUCCUCCUCCAGUCCACAGAGAACAUGGAGACCCUCCAGACAGAGAGAGCCGCUGCCUCGUCCCUCGCUGAAGCCAAAGACCUGGAGCUCAGCAUCCUGAGAGAGGAGGUGAGGGCCAGGGAGGAGCAGCUAGCCAUGCAACAGGAGGAGUACCGCUUACGGCAGGAGGAGCUACAGGAGGAGCUUGCAGCUCAGGAGAAUGAAAUCAAUAACAUGAGAGAGCGGCUCGCUGGCCUGCUGGACCAGAUCUCUCUGCUGAAGGAGGUGUGUCAGGAGGGUAAAAACAUGGAGGCCCUGAGAGAAGAGCACGCUGCCCAGUUGGAGCAGCUGAGGCUAGUGAAGGAGCAGGUCGAACAGGUCCAGGAGAGGAAUGAGGAGACCUCGGCAGCUCUCAGGGAGAAGGAGUCGUCUCUCAGGGAGAAGGAGUCGUCUCUCAGGGAGAAGGAGGAGAGCCUCCGGGGGCUGGAGGAGGAGCUACAGUCCACCACCUCUCUGGCCUCCCAGAGACAACAGGAAGAACUGACCUCGCUCAAGGAGGAAGUAAUCUCGCUGCAGGAGGAGGUGGAGAGGAGGCGUGCCGCGGAAGCCCUGGCAGUUGAGGAGGCGAGGGAACUGGAGGAGAGCGUGUCAGCCCUACAGCAGCAGCUGGACUCAGCCAUCCAGGACAAUGAUAUGAAGAGACAAAAGUGUGAGAGGCUGGAACAGGACCUGGAGCAGAGAGGAACACUGGUGGAAGAGCUGAGGCAGCAGGAGCAUAGCGCCAGACUGGAGGCCACUCGACUCCGCCAGGAGAUCUCUACACAUCUCAGCCGUCUGGAGGUAGUGCAGAGGGAGAAGGAGGAGCUGAGAGGGGAGGUGUCCCUCCACCAGCAGAGAGCUGCAGUGCUCCAGCAGAGCCUGGAGGAGCAGGAGGUCGCUAUGAGAGUGUUAAAGGAGCAGAAGGAGAGCAUCAGAGAGGAGACCACUGUGAAGAUUGAGGCCCUACAGGCUCAGCUGGAGGUAGUGUCGUCUCUGGCCGCAGCUAAAGACCUGCAGCUCAGCACUCUGAGAGAGGAGGCCACCGCCUUACAGGAGCAGCUAGCUAAGAGGGAGCAGGAGAUCUCCCUUCAGAAGGAGGUGCUGCAGGAGGCCCACAGGGAGAAGGAGUCAUUGGAGGCACUGAGAGAGGAGCUGGCCAGGCAACAGGAGGAGCUGAGAGAGGAGCUAAUCCUCCAGCAGCAGAGAGCUCAGUCCUUAGAACAGAGCCUGGAGGAACAGCAGGAGGCCCUGAAAGAGCUGACGCUGAAGGAGGAGAGAGCCAGAGAGGAGGCCACUCAACUCCGCCAGCAGAUCUCCACACAUCUCAGCCGUCUGGAGGAGGUGCAGAGGGGGAAGGAGGAGCUGAGGGAGCAGGAGGAAAAAGCCAGAGAGGAGACAACUGUGAAGAUGGAGGCCCUACAGGCUCAGCUGGAGGUAGUGUCGUCUCUGGCCGCAGCUAAAGACCUGCAGCUCAGCACUCUGAGAGAGGAGGCCUCUCUACUCUGCCAGGAGAACACCAAACGGGCAGCUGAUCUAAAGGACGUGCAGUUGGAGAAGAUUCGGUUGGAGAGCCUGUUGAGCGAGGAGCACAGAGCCUUAAAGGAGGACCUGGCCAAGCAGCAGGAGGAGCUGAGGGGGGAGGUGUCCCUCCACCAGCAGAGAGCUGCAGAGCUCCAGCUAAGCCUGGAGGAGAAGCAGGAGGCCCUUAGAGAGCUGAAGGAGCAGCUUGUCCAGCAGCAGGAGGACAGCUCCCUACAGAAGGUCUUGCAGGAGGCCCAGGCUGCAGCCCUCCAGCAGGAGGCGGUAGACGCUCUGAGAGGGGAGGUGUCCCUCCACCAGCAGAGAGCUGCAGAGCUCCAGCACCAGGAGGCUGCUCUGAGGGAGCAGGAGGAGAAGAGCACAGAGGAGGCCACUCUGAAGAUGGAGGCCCUCAAAGCAGCUAAAGACCUGCAGCUCAGCGCUCUGACAGAGAAGGCCACCGCCUUACAGGAGCAGCUAGCUAAGAGGGAGCAGGAGAUCUCCCUUCAGAAGGAGGUACUGCAGGAGGCCCACAGGGAGAAGGAGUCAGUGGAGGCACUGAGAGAGGAGCUGGCCAGGCAACAGGAGGAGCUGAGAGAGGAGCUAAUCCUCCAGCAGCAGAGAGCUCAGUCCUUAGAACAGAGCCUGGAGGAACAGCAGGAGGCCCUGAAAGAGCUGACGCUGAAGGAGGAGAGAGCCAGAGAGGAGGCCACUCAACUCCGCCAGCAGAUCUCCACACAUCUCAGCCGUCUGGAGGAGGUGCAGAGGGGGAAGGAGGAGCUGAGGGAGCAGGAGGAAAAAGCCAGAGAGGAGACAACUGUGAAGAUGGAGGCCCUACAGGCUCAGCUGGAGGUAGUGUCGUCUCUGGCCGCAGCUAAAGACCUGCAGCUCAGCACUCUGAGAGAGGAGGCCUCUCUACUCUGCCAGGAGAACACCAAACGGGCAGCUGAUCUAAAGGACGUGCAGUUGGAGAAGAUUCGGUUGGAGAGCCUGUUGAGCGAGGAGCACAGAGCCUUAAAGGAGGACCUGGCCAAGCAGCAGGAGGAGCUGAGGGGGGAGGUGUCCCUCCACCAGCAGAGAGCUGCAGAGCUCCAGCACCAGGAGGCUGCUCUGAGGGAGCAGGAGGAGAAGAGCACAGAGGAGGCCACUCUGAAGAUGGAGGCCCUCAAAGCAGCUAAAGACCUGCAGCUCAGCGCUCUGACAGAGAAGGCCAUCGCCUUACAGGAGCAGCUAGCUAAGAGGGAGCAGGAGAUCUCCCUUCAGAAGGAGGUGCUGCAGGAGGCCCACAGGGAGAAGGAGUCAUUGGAGGCACUGAGAGAGGAGCUGGCCAGGCAACAGGAGGAGCUGAGAGAGGAGCUAAUCCUCCAGCAGCAGAGAGCUCAGUCCUUAGAACAGAGCCUGGAGGAACAGCAGGAGGCCCUGAAAGAGCUGACGCUGAAGGAGGAGAGAGCCAGAGAGGAGGCCACUCUGAAGAUGGUGGCCCUCCAAGCAGCUAAGGACUUGGAGCUCAGCACCCUGAGACAGGAGGCUACACAACUCCGCCAGGAGAUCUCCACACAUGUCAGCCACCUGGAGGAGGUGAAGAGCGAGGGCCCCCUGAGAGAGGAGCACACUGCCUUACAGGUGCAGCUGGCCAAGCAGCAGGAGGAAAACUCCCUACAGAAGGGACUGCUGCAGGAGGUACAGGCCACAGUCCUCCAGGAGAGGGAGGCCAAGGAGGCACUGAGAGGGGAGGUGUCCCUUCAUCAGCAGAGCCUGGAAGAGCAGCAGGUUGCUGUGAGGGAGACUCUAGCCAGGCAGAAGGAGGAAGGGCAGGCAGCAGGCCAGGUGCAGAAGGAGUUGAUGGAGCAGUUCUCUGUGCUCCAGCAAGAGAAGGAGGCUCUGUUAACCCGGGCGCUCCAGGCAGAGCAGAACCAGAGCGAGCUGGAAGGGAGCAUGGCUGAGCUACGAGCCCAGGCAGAGAGCAGAGAAAGUGGCCAGAGACAACAGCUGGAUGCCCUGCUCCUGGAGAAGGAGAGGCUGACUGAGGGUCACCAGGUCCUGGAGAUGAAAUGUAGCGCCGCCCAGAGGCUGGAGGCUGUACUGCUGGAGGAACUGGCCUUGCUGAGAGAACAGAUGGAGGGAACAGAGUGGGAGAAGCAGAUCAGAGAUCUACGGGAACAACUUGCUGCCAACACUGAGGUAGUGGAACACUACAAAACACAGGUUGAGAAGGCCAAGAGCCACUACUCGGGGAAGAAGCAGCAGCUUGUGGAGUCUCAGGAGCAGGUGACGGAGCUGCAGCGCAGCCUAGAGGUCAGAGAGCAUGAGGUCAACGCCGUUACCACAGAGAUGAAGCUGCUGCAGAAGGAGCUGGAGAAGGCCAGGAACAAAGAGAAGAGCCUCAGCUCCAAGGUCAACACACUGGAAGCACAGCUGGCGUUUACUGACCGUCACCUUCGGGAGCAGAGCCAGGUUCGACCUGAGCGGGGACCAGGUGGGAUUGAGAAGAUGAGAGGGGGUAGAGAGAGUGUCUACCUGAAAGUCCCCCAGAGCCAGACUCACCAGGAGACCAGCGGCGACAGUCUGGACCUCAGCCUGGACGACUCCCUCAACACUACUACGAGGCCGUUGGGGCCCGACGAGUCCAGUACUCCCCUGGUGCGUAGCUCGGAGCGUGUAGCUGCUAAACGGCGUGCUCUGGGAGGGGAGUCACUGGAGACCCUCUACUUCACCCCGAUGAAUAACCGUCAGAUCAACAGGACCAGUACUGAGCGCCGGCUAGAGAGCAGCAUCACAUGUCUGGGAGAGCUGGCUCUGGACUCAGCCAGGAAGAGACCACCCACCUCCUCAGCCAGACGCCGAAGGACCACCCAGGUCAUCAACAUCACCAUGAGCAAGACGACCCCUGGUCGCGGAGGAGCAGGAGGAGAUAGUGAUAACGAGAUGUUCUACAGCCUGUCCUCCGUCCGCUCCCAUCCCAACAUCACCGGAAGCACACACACCGCACGACCCAUCUCCAUGGAGGUCUUCCACACACCCGGAAAACCUGCCGUUGCCGUGAGCGAUCAGCUCCUCAGUCUCCCUGGAUACCGUCGAAGCACCGUCCACGUUGCAGCUCCACAGAGUACGGGCCAGUUCUGUGUGGGGGCAGAGAAUGAGCCUGACCAUGCUGCUGAUGACUGGCUACGCAUCGCUGAGCUGCAGGCCAGAAACCAGUCCUGUCUGCCUCACCUAAAGAGCAGCUAUCCUCUGGAGUCCAGGCCCAGCCUGGGACCGUCCUUCGAGUUCACCGACGAUGACCUGCGCAUGGGCGACCCCACGGAGACUAUCCGUAGAGCCUCUGUGAUGCCCGGACAGAUUCAGGAGUCUCUGUCAUCCCACCGGCUCUCCCUCCACCCGGGACAGGCCGACAGCACCACGGCCAGCAGGCCGGCCUACGGCUCACACCGUCUCUCACUGAUGCCACCCAAACCUAAAGCCAGCAGCACCCUGAACAACCAGAACACACACAACCUCAGGGGGAGCAACCUGUCACUCAAACGCUCAGCCAAAGACCAGGAGCCAGACACACCUGAGGUGAGAAUGGAGGCUAAGAGGAUGGCAACCAGCUGUUUCCCGCGCCCUCUUACCCCUAAAGGAGGUCGUUUCAGCUCUUCCAACAACCGCCAGCCUCCUAGCCCUGCUGAGCGGAGACAGUCCAUGGUGUUCUCCAUUGACAACACGCCUCGUAAGGCUGCCUCCAAGAGCGGCUUCCUACAGAGAGGCAUGAAUAAGAUUCGCAGCUCCACGCGUAAAUCCCCAGCGAACAAAAUCUCCCGUGUCCCGCGGUCCGGAGAUGUGAAGUCCCCUCAGCCGGGAGGGAAGGCACAGAGGAAGUCCCCACGCACCAACAGCAGCAAGUCUCCAAAGAACCCCACCAGCGCACGGAAGGAACCCGAGGUGUUGGUUGGAAAGCCCAUUCAUCUGAGCAGAUAAACUUCAGGAGGAAGAUGUGAACGAACAUCUGGUCGUCCUAAACACGUUUGUUUUUACAUUAUCUACCAAGAAUAAUCAUUCAAUUGUUUUAUUAUGUGCAAUAAAAACAAGUAUACUUUCACCAGAGGUUAUAUUAUAUUUACUUAGAACAUAGUGCUAAUUUGGGUUUUAAUAAUUUGGUUUCUUUUGAGAUUUAAAAUCUCAAUGGGUUUUUUAUUUGACCUCCUAAUGAUGUCAUUUGUAUUAGUUAAGCCCUGUUCAAUGGGGUGGUGAGGUAUCCAAUACUGUUAUAGGUCACCUACUGUACGUGUGUACCUGGUACACUGGAUGAUGAUGAUGAUGAUGAUGAUGAUGCAUCACGCUUUGACUUUAUUUCAUCUUUAUUUUUGGCUUUUUAAAGUCUCCCCCCCCCCCUUUUUAGCUUUAAACCUUUUUUGUAUCAUAUUUACAUGUAUUGUCUCUCAAAUAAAAAUAAAACAGUCUAUCAAA